GUCAAUUAUAAAAACGAGCGUCGUGGCUCGUUGAUCGGCAGGUCUGUCCGUUUGACUGUCCGUUUGUCUAUAAUUACAAGUCAGUCGAAACCCGUGAAAAAGGUCCAUCGUACCACUAUUAUCAUCAGAUCCCUGAGACCGACCCAUGGUCAGCCAGACCAGACGACCGACACAUCACGGCCCUCUUUGAACUUCCUUUGUUGCGGUAGAAACACUAGAAAGUCUGCGGUUACCGCCCACCUGCAAACCAACCCACCUAUCACAAGAGAACCACAACCUAGACAAUGGCACCUCAGAACAUCUACGACGACCCUGUCUUUUUCGACCUCUACUCCGAGUACCCUCGCGCUAAGGAAGGAGAGAAAGGAGCUUCAGAAUGGCCCGAGCUCCUGCAGAUGCUACCCCACGACCUCAACGGCAAGAGGGUGCUGGACCUCGCGUGCGGCGAGGGCUGGUUCGCACGGUGGUGCGUGUCGCGCGGCGCAAAGUCAGUCGACGCCUGCGAUAUUAGCGUCAACAUGCUGCGCAAGGCCGAGGGCCUCACCAAAGGGCCCAAGACCACAUCCACCACGACCACCUCCGCAUUGGGCCUCGGCGCGUACGGCGGCGGCGGCGCGAGGGGCGUCGGCGCCGACGACGUCGAGGACGGGCUCAUCCGGUUCACGCGCGUGGACCUCGAGACGCUGCAGCUGGCGGCCGAGACCUACGACCUGGUCUUUUGCGGGCUGGCCCUGCACUACGUCAAGAACCUGGCCGGCCUGAUGCACCAGGCGCACUCGUCCCUCGUCCCCGGCGGCGUGUUUGUCUACUCCAUCGAGCACCCGUUCCUGACGGCACCCACCUGCCCCAAGUUCAUCCGCACCCCCAGGACCAACACCAACAACAGCACCGCCCAGCCCGACGGCGGCGAGGAGGUCGACCAGUGGACCGUCGACAGCUACUUCACCGAGGGCGUGCGGUCGGUGGACUGGAUCGUCAACGGCGUCAUCAAGCAGCACCGCACGCUGACGUCGUACUUCGAGGCGAUGCGCGAGGCCGGGUUCGAGGUCGAGAAGAUGGACGAGUGGGGCGCGACCAACCAGGCCGGGAGGAAGCACCCGGACUGGGUGGAGGGCGUGAUCCCUCGCUUCCUGCUGGUCAAGGCGAGGAGAAAGGGCAGGCAGGCGAGGCCGUGGGGUGGGAUUGCAAAGGUAUUUGGCUUCUCCUCGCAGUAG
This is a messenger RNA of Diaporthe batatas, 1214 nucleotides long. RefSeq lists its product as uncharacterized. The transcript has a single exon. Lineage: Eukaryota; Fungi; Ascomycota; Sordariomycetes; Diaporthales; Diaporthaceae. The coding region runs from base 285 to 1214 and encodes 309 amino acids. The record is from RefSeq and is a predicted model, not a curated record.